AUGGAUCCUUGCGUAACAAUCGAAGAUUUUAUGAAAAAUAAUUUUACCCUCUACACUCCUAAAUUUUGUUAUUAAGCAAUUGGAGUUCCUGAUUAUGUUACUCUACCUUAAAAUGAAGCAGGAGUUUUAAUUCUUCAUGAUUUUAUCUCUCUUUUAAAUCAUUAUAGUUUGGCUUUGGAUAUUUCUUAUAGUGGGAUGAUAUAAAUAUCGUCAGUAUCAAAAACAAAAUAUUUUAGUCAAUUUCCUUUUUGUUUUUUACUACCCUGGUUUGAUAUUACUUCAUUUUCAUGGUAUUAUUCCAGUUUUAUUAGGUAUUAAAAUCAUUUGUAAAUAACUUAAGAAAAUUAAAAAGAAGGUUUUAUUUUCUCACCUUUAAACGAUUUUUUCAUUACCAAGAUUAAGGAAAUGUCAAUUACAAGUUCUCUUUAUCAUGAUGGUCAAAUGAUCGGAAUUAUUAGAGAAGGCUUAAUAAUCAGUGAAUACUUGAUACCUUAUGUGCCAUAUAAUGUUUUAUUGUUAGAUUAAGAAGGUUUAGUCGUAUAUUUUAACAUUGAAUAACUCAGAAAUAAGACAGAUUAUUUUUACAUUUAUGAUUAAAAUGUUACUGGUUUUAAUACUAGUGAUUGGGAAGAAAUGAUACAGUUUUCAAAUUAAAAGGAAAAAGUAAUUUUGGUUUUAGAGAAUAAAUUAUAAUAAGAAAAAGUCAAUGUUUAUUCUCUUGAAGUGUUAAAGAAUAACUUCACGCUUAUUGUGUAUUUAUUAUUACUUAUGUAAGUUACACUAAUAUCACUACAAAAGUAGAUUAGUAGAACAAAUCUUCAGCAAUAAGAGAAACAUCAUUCCUUAAUUUUACAAUCUCGUUUUUCGGAUAAAUAUUUUUAGGGUUUAUAGCCAUAAUACUUUAAAUCUUUGUAUUAUUAAUAGUAUUUAAGCCUUUAAAAUAAUUUAAUUCAAUUAUUAAAAAGUAUACAUUAUCGCAGGGCAAUAAUGUUAAUAGUGAAAUAUUUAAAAUGAUUCAUAACCAUUAACAUAAGUCAGAUGCCUUAACCACUCUAUAAAACAAAAUCCUCAAUUUCUCUUAAGUCUUAUCAGAAAGGUAAGGAAAGAAGUGCGAAAUGUGCAAAAUAUGGGAGGCCUUUAUUUAUAAUGAAAAAGAUGUGCAAUUAAAUCUUGAUUAGAUUAAGAAACAAAUUUAACAAUUAUAAAAUGGAAUGCAAGAAUUUGAACCAAAAAUGUUAAAAAUUAUAAAAUAAGGAAUUAAAUGA
Paramecium octaurelia is the source of this 1265-nucleotide messenger RNA. NCBI's taxonomy places the organism in Eukaryota, Ciliophora, Oligohymenophorea, Peniculida, Parameciidae. The record is from the annotation of a GenBank genome assembly.